Messenger RNA from Pangasianodon hypophthalmus (striped catfish), 2497 nucleotides. RefSeq names its product unc-119 homolog a (C. elegans) (gene unc119a1). Gene Ontology annotation, cellular component: intercellular bridge; spindle midzone; centrosome. Bases 348 to 965 code for a protein of 205 amino acids. The transcript is spliced from 5 exons. Lineage: Eukaryota; Metazoa; Chordata; Actinopteri; Siluriformes; Pangasiidae. Gene Ontology annotation, biological process: positive regulation of protein tyrosine kinase activity; lipoprotein transport; mitotic cytokinesis. The record is from RefSeq and is a predicted model, not a curated record. Gene Ontology annotation, molecular function: lipid binding.
AGCCCUGUGAGUGGAGGAGGGGAAGGUGCACAGUAUUAGCGCUGUAAAAGCCGGUGUUGCCAGAUUGGUCGUCUAACCUCGGAAGUCGGUUAUUAUUUAUUUGCAUUAGACUGUAAACAUGGCGUUUUGCUGGUAGAGUAAAAAUUACUCAGCGUCUCGGUUCGGAAGGUUUCUGUUCGAGCUGGAUUACAGUCAAAUACUCUAACACUGUGCACAAUCUGGCAACCUCAGUGCACGGAGGGUAAAGUAAAUCAAGCGGGUUCUCUGAUCCAUACGGCUUCAUCUCUCUCUCUCACACACACACACACACGCGCGCGCGCGCACUGUAACCGGAGACGCAGUGGGCAAUGAGAGUGAAGCAGGGGGCCGAGGGAGGACUGCCGUGUACCACAGAGGAGGAGCUGCUGAAGAAGCCCGUGAUAACGCCGGAGGAUGUGCUCGGCCUGCAGAGGAUCACCGUCAAUUACCUAUGUAGUCCGGAGGAUAAUGUCCACAAAAUCGAGUUCACCAGGUUCAAGAUCCGCGACAUGGAGACAGGCACAGUUCUUUUUGAGAUCACUAAGCCUCCUGCUCUGGAGAGCACAGAGGACAGAAGAAAGGACCUUGACCCCAAUGCCGGGCGCUUUGUGCGCUACCAGUUCACUCCAGCUUUUCUGCGGCUACGACAAGUCGGAGCUACGGUGGAGUUCACAGUAGGAGACAUUCCCAUCAACAACUUCCGCAUGAUCGAGAGGCACUACUUCCGAGGACGGCUACUGAAGAGCUUCGACUUUGAGUUUGGUUUCUGUAUCCCCAGCAGCAAGAACACCUGUGAACACAUCUAUGAAUUUCCUCCGCUCUCUGAGGAGCUCAUGAAUGAGAUGAUCCAAUACCCAUACGAGACCCAGUCGGACAGCUUCUACUUCGUGGAUAACAAGCUGGUGAUGCACAAUAAAGCAGAUUACUCCUACAGUGGCGGCCCAUAGGAGCUUUAUCAGAAACAUGGACUGAAGCAUUAAGGCUCCCAAUCCAGUCUUGGAAUAUUUGUUUGGCAAAAAAACACCCCAACCUCAGGGUUUGUAUGUAAGAAUGAGCCUGUGUGUGUGUGUGUGUGUGUGUGUGUGUGUGUGUGUGUGUGUGUGCCAGAAAGCCGGAAAAGACAAUUCUACACUGAAAAAGUGGAUCCUACUGAGCCCUCAUAUUGUGUUAUUCCUAGAAUAGUUUCUUUAUGAUUGUUGCCUAUAACAGUGUGUGUCUCUGCAUGUAUGUGAGUGUAUAGUUGUGUAUACAUUCAUGUGCAUUAAUAGAUUGCAUGACUUGUUUUUUUGUUUGUUUGUGCUCUUGUGUGUUUUGUGUAAUACUUAAAAUCUUUAUGUAGAGUUCAUUCCCUCAAUAUCCACUAUUUACUUACUCUUACUACUCUGUAUGCAGUAGGGAUGCACUGAUACCACUCUUUUUUUCAGAGUUUGAGUACGUUUUUGGUACUCAUCAGUAAUGAUACCAAAAAGAGUAACCUACUUGGUAUUAAGCAAAUAGAGAAGUCACAGAACAUGCCAUUUAGCUCUGUUUGUUUCCUCUGUUUAAAUAAUGGCCAUUAAAAGUGCAUACGUGCAUCUAGGUUGCUAUGCUCAUUCUUAAUAACGUUAGCUAGUUGAUUUUAAAUGAAGUGCAUUAGCUAGCUAUAUUACCUUGGACGAAGUAGGAUUGCAGCAGAGAGCGGAGUUUGUUUCACUUCUGGAAAAAAGCUUCUGUAGGCUACAGCUGUAAACAAAGUAUGUGUCCUUGUCUUCAAUGCAUAUGAAUCCCUCGUUAUCACUGAUGAUGGCUGAUCUUCAAGAACAAUAUACCAGGUAGAAGCUGUUAUUUUCAGUCACCUUAUGUUGUCUUUAGACAUUUUUUUUGUCACCUAGCUAGCAUUUUCACUAGGCUUAAAGUAAGUUACAAAGUAUCACUUUGUAUCAUCUUGGUAUUGGAGCAUUUUUACAAAUAUGAAUAUUAGUAAAUGAGCUCGGUAUUUGAACGAUGACCGGUAUCAUUACAUCCCUAGUAUACAGGGAUAAAAAAAUAACAUACAUAACAUUCCAAAUAAUAUUCAAUAGUCAAACCUUUCCUACUGUGUAGUUUUGGACAUUUUGUGGUCAUUACCUUGAACCGAGAGAGAGAGUGUGUGUGUGUGUGUGUGUGUGUUUGUCUGAGAGCUGUGUGAGCAUGAGCUCUAUGUGCAAUUACUGACAGAGGUGAAAGGGUUUAGCCCCCUGCCCUUAGACAAGUUUUUUUAUUUAAUUAAACAUAGUUGAUUUGGUUGAUCGUUGAUUGCAAAUGUGUUCAUUUAUGCUCUUUGUCUGAAGUAUAUUUUAAUAGCCAUGUAAAAAAAAAAAAAAAUUCAGAGAGAGAUCUAUAUUAUGUGUUGGGUAGUUUAUACAUCAUGGUGAUUGUGUUUAUUAAUGUUAUCACUGUUAACUCUAUAUUCUUGAAAUAAAUAUGGUUUCUUUAUUAAAUGCUCCACAACAAUGAGAAA